This is a messenger RNA of Didymodactylos carnosus, 207 nucleotides long. Lineage: Eukaryota; Metazoa; Rotifera; Eurotatoria; Philodinida; Philodinidae. The record is from the annotation of a GenBank genome assembly.
AUGAUAUCCAUCCGAAUCCAAGGGACACCAACCAAUUUAACGAUAAUUCAAAUUUACGCACCGACUACCGACGCAGAGGAAGAAACCAUCGAAAAGUUCUACGCAGAACUACAACAACUGAUCGAUGAAACACCCAGAAAAGACGCAAUCCUCCUGAUCGGAGAUUGGAAUGUAAAAGUUGGCCAUAAAGAAGAACCUGGUGUAGUU